This is a messenger RNA of Mycena citricolor, 1513 nucleotides long. Lineage: Eukaryota; Fungi; Basidiomycota; Agaricomycetes; Agaricales; Mycenaceae. The record is from the annotation of a GenBank genome assembly.
AUCUAUCUGAGCUCUGCCAUUCCCCUCGAGUCAUCACAGGCCCUUCCGCUCAUUCGUUGAACUACCGUUCGAAUCCUGACAAGUUGCGCCAGAGAAUAGACCACAGAGAUACCACCACUCUACGACACUCACGCCAAACGCUCCAUAUACCUGCAGUGCCUCACACGUCUACACGACACAACUCAUGGCGGACUCCACGAUAGAAAUUGACCUCGACUCUGUUAUCGACAGACUACUUGAAGUGCGUGGCAACCGCCCAGGCAAGCCCGUGCAACUACAGGAGUACGAAAUAAAAUACCUCUGCACCAAGGCACGCGAGAUCUUCAUAAAUCAGCCCAUCCUCCUCGAGUUGGAGGCUCCCAUAAAGAUUUGCGGGGACAUUCAUGGGCAGUAUUACGAUCUCCUGCGGCUCUUCGAGUAUGGCGGGUUUCCGCCCGAGGCCAAUUACCUCUUCCUAGGCGACUACGUGGAUCGCGGGAAACAGUCGCUGGAGACGAUAUGUUUGCUCCUUGCGUACAAGAUCAAGUACCCCGAGAAUUUUUUCAUCCUGCGCGGGAACCACGAGUGUGCAUGUAUCAACAGGAUAUAUGGUUUUUACGAUGAAUGCAAGCGCCGGUAUAAUAUCAAGCUGUGGAAGACGUUCACAGACUGUUUCAACUGCCUCCCCAUUGCUGCGAUCAUCGACGACAAAAUCUUCACCAUGCAUGGUGGGCUGAGCCCGGAUCUCCAGUCCAUGGAGCAGAUCCGCCGGGUGAUGCGGCCGACGGACGUACCAGACACGGGUCUGCUCUCCGAUUUGCUUUGGUCGGACCCCGACAAGGACAUCACUGGAUGGUCCGAGAACGAUCGUGGAGUCUCAUUCACCUUCGGCGCCGACGUCGUCUCGCGCUUCCUGCAGAAACACGAUAUGGACCUGAUAUGUCGCGGCCACCAGGUGGUGGAGGAUGGCUACGAGUUCUUCGCGAAGAGGCAUCUAGUUACGUUAUUUUCGGCGCCAAACUAUUGUGGAGAAUUCGACAACGCCGGUGCAAUGAUGAGUGUGGAUGAAUCACUCUUGUGCUCGUUCCAGGUGUGUUGUACUGCGAGGAUGGUCGUGUCGUCAUGCUUAUUCGGGGUACAGAUUCUAAAGCCGGCUGAGAAGAAACAAAAGUAUCCUUACCCUGCGAAUGGAGCCGGCACACCCCGAAGGCAGAAGAAACGGGCUUGAUCGCCUCGCCUGACGGUCAUGCUGUAGGAUAUUUGCUCUCUGUCUAUAUUUGGCCUUUUUAUGGCGGGCAUGCACCUCGACGUGAUGUAGGACUAGUGUACAUGUAUACAAGUACAUCCCAUUAUUUAUCUUGCAGAAUCUCAGAUUUAGAGUAAGAACAGACCAUGAAUUUCUACCUCUCAAGGGAAAUGCGCAGAGUCGAUCGUAGUGAUGAUCAAAAGUGUGAUUCGACCCAGGUUCGAACUGAGGACCGCCUGUGAACAGCGCAAUUAAAUUGCCAACUGUUAGACAGAAGUGAUAACCAAC